Molecule: messenger RNA, 3725 nt
Organism: Nothoprocta perdicaria
Lineage: Eukaryota; Metazoa; Chordata; Aves; Tinamiformes; Tinamidae
Gene: DGCR2
Product: DiGeorge syndrome critical region gene 2
Exons: 11
Coding region: 76-1746 (556 amino acids)
Cellular component (GO): membrane
Molecular function (GO): protein binding
Source: RefSeq, a predicted model, not a curated record
CUCCCCCCCGCCUCCCGGCGCUCCCCUCCCCGCGGGUUUGUGGCGCUGCGCCGGGGGAGGAUGAACGGAGGAUAAAUGGUGCCCAAAGCGGACAGCGGCACCUUCCUCCUCCUCUUCCUCCUCGUGCUGAGCAUCACCGAGCCGCUGCGGCCAGGUCCACGACUAGCUUUGGCAAGACUUCUUUCAGAGCUUCGCUGCAUCCCAGGGCAGUUUGCUUGUCGGAGUGGUACCAUCCAGUGCAUCCCUUCAAACUGGCAGUGUGAUGGAUGGCCCACCUGUGAGGACGAGAGUGAUGAAGUGGAUUGCCCAGGCUUGACAGGGGACCAGCGAACGUACCACGGGAAGGAGAAUGUCGACUCCAGGCACAAUCGAGGAAGAGGAGGAGAGACGACCCGCUUUCACACCGUCAACGUGGCGCAGCCCGUCCGAUUUAGCAGUUUCCUAGGAAAGUGCCCAACAGGCUGGCACCACUACGAGGGCACCGCCAGCUGCUAUAGAGUCUAUUUAAAUGGGGAGAACUACUGGGACGCAGUGCAGACAUGUCAGCGGGUGAACGGAUCCCUUGCCACCUUCACUGCAGACCAGGAGCUCAGGUUUAUCCUGGCACAGGAGUGGGACUUGGAAGAAAAAGCAUUUGGAAGGAAGGACCAGCGUAGGUUCUGGGUUGGAUAUCAAUAUGUCAUCACCAAUCGAAAUCACUCGUUAGAAGGGCACUGGGAAGUGGCUUAUAAAGGCUCUUCAGAAGUAUUUCUGCCCCCUGACCCUAUCUUUGGUACGGCUAUGUCUGAAAAUGAAAACGUUCUUUGUGCCCAGCUUCAGUGUUUCCAUUUUCCUACCCUUCGGCAUCAUGGUUUACACAGCUGGUAUGCUGAGAACUGCUAUGAGAAAUCCUCAUUCCUCUGCAAAAGAAGCCAGACCUGCGUUGAUAUCAAAGACAACAUUGUUGAUGAAGGCUACUAUUUCACUCCGAAAGGGGACGACCCCUGCUUGAGCUGCACGUGUCACAACGGGGAACCCGAGAUGUGUGUGGCCGCUUUGUGUGAGCGGCCCCAGGGCUGUCAGCAGUAUCGCAAAGACCCAAAGGAGUGCUGCAAAUUUACGUGCUUAGACCCAGAUGGCAACAGUUUGUUUGACUCGAUGGCCAGUGGAAUGCGCCUGAUAGUGAGCUGCAUUUCCUCCUUUCUCAUCCUCUCUCUGCUGCUCUUCAUGGUCCACCGGCUGCGCCAGAGGCGGAGGGAGCGCAUAGAGUCCUUGAUAGGAGCAAAUUUGCACCAUUUUAACUUGGGCCGCAGGAUGCCUGGCUUUGAUUAUGGUCCAGAUGGUUUUGGAACCGGCCUUACUCCGCUGCACCUUUCAGAUGACGGCGAAGGCGGGGCGUUCCAUUUCCACGAUCCGCCUCCGCCUUACACCGCGUACAAGUAUCCAGAUAUUCAGCAUCCAGAUGACCCGCCACCUCCUUAUGAGGCUUCUGUCAAUCCAGACAGUAUCAUUUGUUCUACUCCAGAUGGAGUUCUUCCUCAGACAGUGCAGAGCAAUCCUCCAUCCCUAGGAAACUGUGAUGUAUCCCCACAGCUCACAGAGGAAUCGCUUCCUCCCUCAGUUGGUCCUUCUCCAGUAGAGCUGGAAGACUCUGCUGACAGCAGCACCUUUCUUGUCCCCCCUGAUACUCCUCUAGGUGAAAACACACCGGCAGAAACUCUUACGGGCAGCCGUCACAGCCACUGUUCUCUCAAUACCAUUGUAUAAAGGAAUAAAAAGCUGACUGCUGGUCAGGAAUAGUUUUAGCAACUGUUUGCACAGACAAACACUAAUCCAUGGUUUGAACUUCGGAAGGAAUCUCCACUUUGGUUUUGGACACUGCUUUUAUGUUCUAGUUUAGGAUUGUGCCUCUCGUUUUUUGGCUGUCGUUAUUCAUUAACUAAUUGAUUUGUCGUGUAAAUAUGGAUUGUAUAAACUGCUCUUUUUUUUCUUUUUUUCUUUUUUUUUCCAUUGGCAAUGGGAAAGAGAGCAGAGAAUUCCUUUGACUUCUAAGGAGAGGAAGAAUAUGGGUAGUUUUUUCCUAACCUGAGAGGAAACAAAAAUCUACAUCAGAAAGGAGCUGCUUGGAUUUGGCUGGAUACCACUGGACCCAGGGAACAGACAACGGAAAAGGAGGGUGGGGACAGUCACUGUUUAAUCAUUUGCUUUCUCUCUUGCUUGCGUGCUACACUUGGGAAAAGCUGAACCACGAGGGAAGAGGCUGGUGCCUGUGUUGUGAAUGGGGAACACUGAGAGCUCAAGCACGUGCCACCAAAUAAGAGCUGCAGAGGGUAGAAGAGCUGUGGGUGUUGAGUGGUCCCGCUGCCUCAGAGCACCCCAGGGACUGGAGGAUAAGUGAUGCACGCACUGCGUGAGUUUGUCUUCUCGUGGAAGCGGGUGCUAAGAAAACCAGGAUUUGCAGUUAUCUGUUAUUGGUUGCUACAAAAUCUUGUAUUGUCAGGUGAACUUCUGGCCCCAUAAAGAAAAGUGAGGCUGUGUAAUGUGUAUGUCCCUUCAGUAGGAUGCUCAUAUGUGUUGGGUAGUGUUGUAGGGAAGAGACAGACAGGACUGUGUUAGCUUUCCAGCUGACACAAUCCAGCUUCACUGUAGUAAGCCCCUGCUUGUUAAAAUCCCAUUGGGAAGAUAGAGGGGUUUUUCUUUAUGGUUUAAGUCCUUUACAGUGAACAGUUGCCCAAGACUGGCCUGGAUAAAGAGACCAUUUCCUUGCUUUACUUAGUGCAUGCUAUUUUUAGCAUGCCUGUUCCUUCCUCUCCAUUUCACUUCUUUACAGUUCUUGCACAUGACGUUUAAAACCAGCGAUGAACGUGUGCUAUUCAUAAUGGUCAAUUCUGAUUGGACUCAGGUUCCGUAUUCUAAUGUCAUAAAUUGUCAACCCUAUUCUAGAAAUUCUUCCCAGUCCCUUCUUCUCUUCCUCCUGCUGAACAAACAUUUAUCCAGGCCCAAUGAUGGGUUAGAAUGAGGUCAGUACACUUAAAUCAGUGAAGUGGUUUCUUUCACUGUGAUUGCCAUCUUAAAUUUUCCCCUCAAAUUGAGCUCUUUGAACUAGCCACGUUAAUUUAUAUAUAACAAAAUGAGUUUCAUUUACUCCCUUAGUAAACCCACAGUCAAGCACUGUUGGCUUUGCUAAUGACUGCAGAGUAAUCUUUACAAGUGAUGUUAAUUUUAAGUGGGAUUAGAGAAUACAAAUAUUGCCCUCCCCCUGCUCCCUCCCGUCCUCCUCUUGCCUCUGGCUUUCCCUGACUUACUGUAGCAGUCAGCAGAUGAGAUAAAAUAUAAGGAUUAAAAGGAAUUUGUAAAGAGUGCCCCUUGUGAGUGUUCUCCUAUUACCUUAUGAAAGGUACACAGGCCUAGAGGGACAGGAAGAAAACACAGCAAGGGGGUGUGUAUGUGAAUUAUUUUUCUAGUACUGAUGAGAAAUCAUACUUGUAUGACAAGUCCUAACCCACUUUUGUGGUUUCCCAGUGCAGCUGACUUGUUUUCCCCGUCGAAUAUGCUGCUACUUUCUAUCCUGUGUCUCGCCUAUAGGCUUGUGCUGUACGUGGGGAUCGGUCUUGACAGUUCAACUCCUUUUGCUCAGAAAACUGUGACUUUGGUUAUUGAGCUCCUAUCCAGUGUCUUGGCACUCAGACACGUGCCAGCAGUCCUGAAGCCGCGGGCGAGUGUGGAUCCCAGUUUGGGGGCUCUUC